CGACGACGACGACGACGAUCAAGAGAGCUUCGACGAGCCGCCAGCAGCCAUCCUCAGAUUCCGCCCGCGCAUGUUUGGCCCCAGCUUCGGCUUUUGCAGCGCUCCCGAUGAAGAGGACCAGGUGCGCGCACGAAUGAGGCAUCGCGUCUACGACUCGGCCCACUACGGCUGGUCCAACGCUUUUGCACCCCUCCACGCCUGGCGCUACAAUCCACGACAAGGCCAGCAAGGAAACCACGACCACGACGCGGUCACCGAAAGCGACCUUGCCACUGAUCCCGAGCAGCAGUCCGAUGAAGAAGAUGUCGAGGAGUACGGCAUGCGCUUCAUCAACAGGCGUGGUGGCAGCGACGAUGGAGACGACGAUGCGUGGCGCGAGGCUUUCGAGCUCGACGAUGCCAGCGACGACAUUCCCGACGACCCCGUUCCCAUCGAGAUCGAGAUGAGCGAAGACGAACAAGACACGCGCACCUUUCGCGUCGCCGAUCGAUACGGCAACCCCAUCCCGUCCGACACUGCUGCAGCCAGCGCAUCAGCGGCAGCUCGAGGCUGGGAUGUCUCGGACAACGACGAACCAGCAGCACGCGAUGACAACGCCGAGUCGUCGACCGCCCCAGCUCCCGCGCCGUACCAGCCACCGCAGCAUGGCACCUACGACGCCGAGACGAGCACGUACACCUACGAGGGACAUCAGCCCAUCGGCAUCGUCACGGGCAGCCAGAACAUCCAGGUCACCGUGGGCGACUCGGUCGACUUUGUAGCCUCGGGCGAGCUCAACGUGCGCUUUGUGCGUCCCGGCAUGUUGGCCGAGACCAUGCGCGUCACCAGCGGCCACGCAGAACGUCGCGCAGCCACCAACGGCAUCGACGAAGAGGAAGACGAGGACAUGGACGACGAUUACGACGAGGACGCCGAAGAGUGGGACGAAGAUGCGGAUGAAGAGGACGACGACGACGAGGAGGAUGGCCGCUUUGGGCCGUUUUUCGACAGUUUUAGGCCGCUCGAUGGCGCAUGGGAUUAUCGAGGCUCGUACGCCGCCGAUGAGCUGCAGCCGCUGGUGGCAAAGUGGAAGGCAGAGCACGAGGGCGAAGGCGAAAAGCCGGCCGACAAGGAUGGCGGCGCCAACGACACCGACACGUCGGCUGGUCAGAUUGUGAGCCUGCGUCGCAAGAGCAUUCACUGGGAGCUGGUGGAGGCGAUCAUGGUGGUCAUGUACGCCAACCUUAAGGAGGCGAUCUGGCUCGAGAACUGGGGCGUGGGCAUCCGCAUCCCCAAGGUGUACGACCACGCGGGCGUGCUGGUGCGCGACCCAAUGGAGCGACGCGAGUUUCUCGAAUUCCCCACGGGCUGGGUCUCGUCGCUGGCCACAGCGGUAGCGCAGAAGAGCGACGCUGAGGACGCCGUCGAGGGAAGCAGCCGUGGCGCCGAGGCGGAAGGUCAGGCUGAAGGUCAAGCGACGUCAAAUGCAGACGACGACAAGCCGCACGACUGGGCGCGGUGCGAGAGCUUCUGGGCGGGCACGUAUGCGUUUCUGGACUACUCUCACUUUGUCGAGUUCAACGUACGCAUGGCGCGGCGUCGACGCGAUCAGCUGGCUGCGGCGUCAAAUGCGGCGGGCACCGACGGCAAGGCUUCCUCAUCGAGCAAUGCACCCGGUGGAAAUGGCAGCAACGGGCAGCGACCGCCAUCGACGCGCGUGCCGAAUCUGGUUGGGCAGGAGGAAGCGGUAGGCGACUGUCUGCAGCUCCGCCUCGAGCUUCUGCCCAAGUCGGAGCAGCCUGCGUAUCGGCCAGACGAGGAGGGCCAAGAAGACGACUUGGAAUAUCCUACGCUGUACUUUCGCGGCACGACGGUGACGUACUGGGGCAACGAUGCGCCGAUGCCGCGCGGCGGGGUGCAUGGCAAGGUGCGCCCCGUGUACGCGCGCGACGAAGACGUCGAUCCGACCGUCUCGCGCGGCAGGAGGAAGAUCGAGGGGCUGCACUGGUCGCUCACGCACGUCUACGACGGCGAGGAUCGGUGGCAGCUCGAAGGGAUCCAGCCCGGCCCACCGGGUACGCGUGCGCCGAUGUUUGGCGUGUGGUCGGACGCGGCGCACGAGGCCGAGAGCCCCAACGGCCCGUUUGUAUACUGGAUGAUGGACGAGCGGCCGUGGAAGGAGAUCGAGCGGCUCAACCGCAAAGAUGCGCAGGCUGCUGCGGCUGCCAGGACUGCACGCACGUUCUGA
Messenger RNA from Moesziomyces antarcticus, 2227 nucleotides. RefSeq lists its product as uncharacterized. The annotation marks the transcript as partial. The record is from RefSeq and is a predicted model, not a curated record. Lineage: Eukaryota; Fungi; Basidiomycota; Ustilaginomycetes; Ustilaginales; Ustilaginaceae. The transcript has a single exon.